GCCUUAACGACCAGCCUGUCUGUCACCCUCCGGUCUCGUCGUCACCUUCAUUGUUUCUCAAAAUUCAUUCACAAUUAUCUUGAUUUUCAAUGGCUUCUUCGAGUUCCUUUGGGAGCUCAAUUCCCGCUCCAGAGGCCGUUCAAGUUCUCAUCUCAUCGCUAGCGGAUGAAUCACCGAUGGUUAGAGAAGCCUCCAUGGCUUCUCUUAAAGAUAUUUCUCCACUGAAUCCUCUCCUCGUCCUUGACUGUUGUUCUGCUAUUUCUAGAGGUGGCCGUCGGAGGUUUGGUAAUAUGGCUGGAGUUUUUCAAGUGAUGGCAUUUGGAGUUCGAGCUCUAGAUAAAAAGGACAUUGAUGCUUCUUAUAUUGCCAAGCUUGCCAAAAUUGCCACUGCCGAGAUUAUCUCUUCCAAGGAACUCAACGCAGAUUGGCAAAGAGCAGCAGCAGGUCUACUUGUUUCUAUAGGCUCACAUCUGCCUGACCUUAUGAUGGAAGAAAUAUUUCUUCAUUUGUCAGGACCAAGCUCAGGUUUGCCAGCUAUGGUUCAAAUACUUGCUGACUUUGCUUCUGCUGAUGCUUUUCAGUUUACUCCACGUUUGAAAGGUGUACUUUCACGAGUUCUACCUAUCAUUGGAAAUGGAAGAGAUUCCCACCGGCCAAUUUUUGCAAAUGCUUUCAAGUGCUGGUGUCAAGCAGUAUGGCAAUAUAACAUUGAUUUCCCUUCAGACUCUCCCAUUGAUGGUGAUGUCAUGUCAUUUUUAAAUUCAGCUUUUGAACUUUUAUUGAGAGUUUGGGCUGCUUCACGAGAUCUUAAGGUUCGGGUAUCUUCUGUGGAAGCCUUAGGCCAGAUGGUUGGCCUUAUCACCCGCUCACAUUUAAAGGCAGCUUUACCAAGACUUGUCCCUACCAUAUUGGAGUUGUAUAGAAAGGAUCAAGAUAUUGGACUUAUUGCAACCUAUAGUCUAUAUAAUCUGCUAAAUGCUUCCUUACUUUCAGAAACUGGCCCUCCUUUGCUUGAUUUUGAGGAGCUCACAGUUAUAUUAUGCACACUCCUCCCUAUCAUCUGCGUGAAUAAUGACAGCAAAGAGCAUUCAAAAUUUUCUGUGGGACUGAAGACAUACAAUGAAGUACAGCGUUGCUUUUUGACGGUUGGCUCUGUAUACCCCGAGGAUUUAUUUUAUUUUCUUCUGAAUAAAUGUAGAUUAAAGGAAGAACCUCUAACUUUUGGCGCCCUCUGUGUUUUGAAGCAUCUUUUGCCCAGGUCAUCUGAAGCUUGGCACAAUAAGAGGGCUUUGCUAGUGGAUACUGUAAAAUUCUUGCUAGAUGAGCAAAAUUUAGGCAUCCGAAAGGCUCUCUCUGAGUUGAUUGUGGUGAUGGCUUCACAUUGUUACUUGGUUGGGCCAUCCGCAGAAUUGUUUAUCGAAUAUCUUGUACGCCAUUGUGCUUUAUCAGAACAUGGAAAAAUUGAUCUUGAAAGCUCCCAGGUGAACACAAGGCCAACUUCUCGAAUGGAAUUAAGAGCAAUAUGUGAAAAAGGUCUUCUUCUUGUAACUAUCACAAUUCCCGAAAUGGAGCACAUUCUUUGGCCAUUUCUGUUGACAAUGAUCAUUCCUCGGGCUUAUACUGGUGCAGUUUCCACGGUAUGCAGAUGCAUUGCAGAAUUAUGCAGACAUAGAUCUUAUAACAAUAAUAUAGUUGAUGACUGUAAAUCUCGCAGCGAUAUUCCAAAUCCUGAGGAGCUGUUUGCACGCUUAGUGGUUCUUCUGCACAAUCCUUUGGCAAGGGAGCAGCUGGCAACUCAGAUUUUGAAAGUCCUCUGUCAUUUGGCACCUCUGUUUCCAAGAAACGUCGACAUGUUUUGGCAAGAUGAGAUUCAAAAAUUGAUGGCUUAUAUUAGUGACCCAGAAGAUCUCAAGUUGAAUCCUUCCUAUCAAGAGACCUGGGAUGACAUGAUAAUCAACUUUCUGGCAGAAUCUUUGGAUGUGAUUCGCGACAAUGAUUGGAUGGUUUCUCUGGGAAAUGCUUUUACCAAGCAAUAUGCACUUUAUACACCUGAUGAUGAACAUUCAGCAUUCCUUCAUCGAUGCCUGGGUAUGCUUCUUCAGAAAGUUAAGGACAGGGAUUAUGUUUGUGGAAAAAUUGACUGGAUGUACAAGCAAGCAAAUAUUGCUGUUCCGACUAACAGGCUUGGUUUAGCAAAAGCCAUGGGAUUGGUUGCAGCAUCCCACUUGGAUACGGUGCUGGAUAAGCUGAAAGAGAUUCUCGAUAAUGUUGGGCAAAGCAUAUUCCAAAGGUUUUUAGCUUUAUUCUCCGGAAAUUAUAGAACAGAAGAAUCUGAUGAUGUACAUGCUGCUUUGGCUCUGAUGUAUGGGUAUGCUGCGAGAUAUGCUCCAUCAACGGUUAUUGAGGCCAGAAUAGAUGCACUUAUUGGAACUAACAUGCUUUCACGACUUCUUCAUGUACGUCACCCUACAGCAAAGCAGGCUGUUAUUACAGCUAUUGAUUUACUAGGUUGUGCUGUCGCUAAAGCUGCUGAAAAUGGUGCUCCAUUUCCAUUGAAAAGAAGAGACAUGUUGCUUGACUAUAUUUUAACCUUAAUGGGUCGAGAUGAAACUGAUGGUUUUUCUGAUUCCAGUCUUGAACUUCUGCACACCCAAGCUCUUGCUUUGAAUGCCUGUACCACCUUGGUUUCUGUGGAGCCAAAGUUGACAAUUGAAACAAGAAAUCAUGUUAUGAAGGAAACCUUGGGGUUCUUCACUUUGCCAAAAGAUCCCAUAGAUGUUAUCAAUCCCCUUAUUGAUAACCUUAUCACUCUCCUAUGUGCUAUUCUUCUCACAAGUGGAGAGGAUGGAAGAAGCCGAGCUGAGCAGCUAUUGCACAUAUUGAGGCAAAUUGAUCAGUAUGUUUCUUCAACUGUUGAUUAUCAAAGAAGAAGAGGUUGCCUUGCAGUGUAUGAGAUGCUUGUCAAGUUCCGAGUGUUCUGUGUUAGCGGCUAUUGUGAGUUAGGCUGUCAUGGUAGCUGCGCACACAGCAAGCAAAUUGACCGUAUGAAUGGAAAUUUUUCCAACUUACCUUCGGCAUUUGUAUUGCCAAGUCGUGAAGCUCUGUCUUUGGGAGAUAGAGUUAUAACAUAUCUUCCACGCUGUGCAGACACUGAUUCUGAAAUUAGAAAAAUUUCUGCUAAGAAUAUUGAUCAACUCUUCAGCAUAUCUCUUUCACUCCCAAAGCCACUGGGUUCUAGUGUUUAUGGCGAUAUAGAGUUAUGCUAUGUUGCUUUAUCCUCCCUUGAGGACGUUAUAGCCAUCUUGAGAAGUGAUGCUUCAAUCGAUCCAUCAGAGGUUUUUAACAGAAUUGUUGCUUCUGUCUGUACCCUUUUGACGAAGGAUGAGCUUGUAGACACACUGCAUUCUUGUAUGCCAGCUAUUUGUGACAGAAUCAAGCAGUCAGCUGAAGGGGCUAUCCUAGCUGUUAUUGAGUUUGUAACAAAGCGAGGGACUGAGCUGAGUGAAACUGAUGUUUCAAGAACCGCUCAAUCUUUGCUCUCAGCUGCAGGGCAUGUUACUGAGAAGCAAUUACGUUUUGAAGUUCUCGGAGCUAUAUCCUCUCUAUCUGAAAACACAAAUGCAAAAAUUGUCUUUAAUGAAGUAUUGGCAGCUGCCGGAAGGGAUAUUGUUACGAAAGAUAUAUCUAGGUUACGUGGUGGCUGGCCAAUGCAAGAUGCAUUCCACGCAUUUUCCCAACAUACUGUGCUAUCAGUUUUGUUCUUAGAGCAUCUGAUCUUCGUCCUUAAUCAGACUUGUGUCACUAAAAGUGAUCAUGGAAAAGGAGAGAAUUCUAGUCUCCUUUCUGAAACUCAAUUGGAGGAUGAAAUUCUGCAAGCUGCUAUUUUUGCCCUUACUUCCUUCUUUAGAGGUGGUGGUAAAAUUGGAAAGGGAGCUGUUGAACUGGGCUACUCUUCAGUUCUUGCUGCACUUGUACUGCAACUUGGAAGUUGUCAUUGUCUUGCUGCCUCUGGUCGACAUGAACCGCUACAUGCACUUUUAACUGCAUUUAAGGCAUUUUGUGAAUGUGUUGGAGACCUUGAAAUGGGAAAGAUUUUGGCAAGAGACAGUGAGCAAAAUGAAAAGUGGAUUAAUCUUAUUGGAGAUUUAGCUGACUGCAUUUCUAUGAAGAGACCAAAAGAGGUAGAGAAUAUAUGCAAAAAUUUCACGAAAUCAUUGAACCUCCAAGAAAACUUUCGACGGGAAGCUGCAGCAGCUGCGGUAUCAGAGUUUAUUCACCACAGUAGUGGGUUUAGCUCCCUGUUGGAAGAGAUGGUGGAAGUGUUGUGCCGGCAUGUCUCGGAUGAAUUUUCAACGGUUAGAUGCCUUUGUCUAAAAGGAUUGGUGAAGAUACCAUCUGCUCAUAUCGACCAAUAUACAAGUCAAGUUCUGGGUGUAAUCUUAGCAUUGCUCGACGAUUUGGAUGAAUCAGUGCAAUUAACUGCAGUUUCAUGCUUACUGAUGAUUCUUGAGUCAUCACCCAAUGAUGCUGUUGAGCCCAUUUUGCUUAAGCUGUCUAUUCGGCUUCGGAAUCUACAGAUAUCCAUUAAUGUAAAGAUGCGGGCAGAUGCCUUUGCAGCAUUUGGAGCACUUAGCAACUAUGGAGUUCAGGCACAUAAAGAUGCUUUUCUUGAGCAGAUACAUGCUACACUACCACGCUUGAUACUGCACCUUCACGAUGAUGACCUUUCCGUUAGACGCACCUGCCAUAACGCCCUCAAGCAGUUCGCCCCGUUAAUGGAGAUAGAAGGGUUGCUGCCAUUAUUCAGUUCCUACAGUAUUAAGUCCGACAAUCGAAGUGAUUACGAGGACUUUUUAAGAGAUUUUACGAAGCAAUUUCUGCAGAAUCUUCCCUCCAGAGUCGAUACUUACAUGGUGUCAAACAUUCAGGCUUUUGAUGCACCUUGGCCGAUAAUCCAAGCAAAUGCUAUUUAUGUUUCCGGCAGCAUACUCUCUGUUUCAGACGAUCGACACAUUUUAGCUCUUUACUACUCACAGGUGUUCGGGAUGUUGGUUAGCAAGAUGAGUCGUUCAACAGACGCCGUCGUUAGAGCUACGAGCUCUUCGGCCUUCGGUUUGUUACUUAAAUCAACUAACUCGGUUCCCUGGAGAGCAGCCAGACUUGAACGAUUAGACGGCACCACAAAGGACCAGCCGGACUUGAACGAACAAACUCUGCCGGAAAGGGUCAUGAUUUGACUCCGUAAAAAAAGAACAGCAAAAGCACUUUUAUAAGUUGUAUGAUCAUCGCGUCGAACAUCGUCUUUUCGACCUGUGUCCAUUCCAAAUGCAAGCUCGAUUCGGUUCACGAGCUACAAGAGACUAACUGAUUUGCUGAGAAGGGAUGAAAUGAAGACAAAUUGUGAAAUUCGGACAGGAUUCUUAAGCAUCAACUCAGUGUCAAUAGU
This is a messenger RNA of Hibiscus syriacus, 5446 nucleotides long. Its product is annotated as protein SHOOT GRAVITROPISM 6-like. NCBI's taxonomy places the organism in Eukaryota, Viridiplantae, Streptophyta, Magnoliopsida, Malvales, Malvaceae. Gene Ontology annotation, cellular component: cytoplasm. The record is from RefSeq and is a predicted model, not a curated record. The transcript is spliced from 52 exons. Bases 90 to 5237 code for a protein of 1715 amino acids.